Molecule: messenger RNA, 4036 nt
Organism: Cyphomyrmex costatus
Lineage: Eukaryota; Metazoa; Arthropoda; Insecta; Hymenoptera; Formicidae
Gene: tty
Product: tweety
Cellular component (GO): plasma membrane
Molecular function (GO): intracellularly calcium-gated chloride channel activity; volume-sensitive chloride channel activity
Source: RefSeq, a predicted model, not a curated record
GAGCGUACGGCGGGUUUGUCACUGAGAGGAAAAACAACGAGCGCUCGCGCGUAGCAUGUCUUGACGAGUAGGACAGGCGCUUCGUUCACGGCAGAUAAGGGUUCUCCAUUAUGGCGGGCGGUCAACAGCUUCCGGAGCAGUACACAGUACCACAAUACGCGAGGAUCUUCCAUAGUCUGCCGCAUCUGAAUGUCUCUUUACAUUCGGUCAAUAAUACGUUCAAUCCCCACUCCGAGAUCUAUUUGGAGGUAGGUUCGCUCGGCACGAAUCCGUCAAUUCCGACUUCCUUGGCCCCAAUUGUCAUCCCCGAUUGCACUCCCUUCGCCUGCAGCCACCAUGGUGUGCGCAAAAUCGAUCUCAUGGAUUUAAACAAAUAUUCGCUAAUUCCUGUUAGUACUUCAAUCUUAGAACAUCAGAAUUUUCCGGCAGUCAUCCCGCGGGAUAUCCUCUUAACAACCACAAACGCCAAUGGCACUUUGGAUUAUCGCCUUUGGUCGGCUGGAGAGGUCGGCUUUGCAUUACCGGGCCGUAAUGCAAAGGGAAAAAAGAAAGAAACGAUUCACAUGUCCAUGGAAAGUAGCGGACAUGGCGAGGACACGGGAAAAAGAAGAGACAAAAAGAAAGAGAAGAAAGGAGGACGAGAGGUUGGUGGAGAGAAAAAAAGGCCAGAAGAGGGCAGGUGGAUACCACGAAUGGGCAAGAAUCCGAACCCCGUGAGUGUAACUGAAAAGCACAAUGCCUGGGAAAGCUUAAACAAUGCACAAAGGCUUUCGCAUAAUGUGCCCGGGGCGACUCACGGCAACGGGCUCCAACAUCUUCGGGAACUACGUCGGAGCACAUCCCGCCCUCUCUCCGCGACGUGUUCUCCGUGCGUUCCUCACACUUUUAGCCUCGGGAUACUGGGAAGUAUUCCGGCAGCCUGGUUGAUCUUAACUUUACUGGUAUUGCUGGUUUAUUUGGUAACAAGAUGCUGCGACCGGAGGCCGCGCCCCAAGAAGUCGAUAACCGCGUUGAAGUUUUCGCUGGCCAUCCUAGCGUUGCUGUGUAGUGGAGCAGUGGCUGUUGGUCUUUAUGGCAAUGACGACGUACACAACGGCUUGGUACAACUCAUAGCAGCGGCGAAAAACGUCGACGGGAUCCUUAUGGGCGUCAGAAAUCAGACUGACACUAUAGAAGCAACUCUGAAGAGAAAAGUGCAGCCGCAACUAACUGCUCUCGGAGACGAAUUCGAUGCCCCGGUCAGUAACAAAACCAUGCUAAGUUGGCUGCUAGCGGCACUUAAUGGCAUGAAACAAAAUACAAGCAUCGCUGUAAAUCGGAGUUUUGAGAUACGAAAACCUUUGAGCGGUAUUAGUCUUGCCGGCGCCAUCGGGAUGGGUGAGAAGAUCGAGCAGUUGCGAUGGCCUAUCACUAUGGCGGUCUUGAGUGCUCUACUUGUCCUCUGCGUAGUUCUGGUGGUUGGUGUUGCGCGGCAUUCCAGAUGUGUUCUCAUAACAUUUUCCGUAUUCGGCUUGUUUGCGGUUAUCGUCUCUUGGCUCAUGGCGUCCUUAUAUCUGGCCACUUCUGUAGCUCUAGGUGAUCUCUGCGUCUCACCCGAUGGUUACUUGAGCAGAGCCGUACCAUCAACCUUAGCCUCUGAGGUACUCUCAUACUACACGCAUUGUGAGAACACACGAAGCAAUCCGUUCACGCUGAGAUUGCGAGAUACGCAACGUGCGGUGGAUAACAUGAGGCAUAAUUUGAAUACGGUGACUAAAUUAGCGCUAGAAUUGUUCAAAGACCAACAGCUCCAGCCAAAACUCAGCAGUUUAUCCACAGACGUUAAUACCAUUGACAGACUCAUGCCUGGUUUAUCCACGUUACUCGAUUGUAAACCUCUGCACAAACAAUACGUUCACGCCGCCAAGAGUUUGUGUCACUUGGGAUUGUAUGGAUUGAGCUUUAUGCUAAUAGCCAGUUUAGCUGCAGGUCUCUUAUUCACCGUAUUGGUUUGGGUGGAUUCUCAUACGUGGAUAUAUAUACGAAAACGAAGGGAUUAUCAUCAGGUUGACGAGCAAGAUCCUUACUUACCACCAUCAGCAGCGUCACAAGCGAUAGCAGCAAGGACCCUUCGAGGCCAAGGGUCGUACCCGCCUACAGCCCCUAUGCUUAAUUCGAAUGCUCUUGGCACUCAUAAUACGAUUAAGCAGCCUCUCUUGCUAACGCCGCCCCCACCGUCCUACGCUACUGCGACUGCUCGAGCACGUCAACUGCACGAGAGCAUGUUAAAAGGUGGGGGUGUUAACGGGAGCGGAGGGGGCGGGGAUCACAAAUCGUCUCAGCAUAAUCAGCAAUCAACGGGUGGACGGACUGAGCACCGUUCUGGACUCGGAGAUCAACCUGGCCAGUACGCGACUCUGAGCAAACAGUGCAAGACGCUAGAAUCUAGUAGAGAACCACCUUGGACGCCCAGCGUGGCUUCCUUCACCGGUACCCUGUCUCAUAAUUCACACGGGCCCGCGCAUCUUGCCACUUUUCAGGAUUCGCGAAAGACGCAAACGCUGGAUCCGAAAAACCUGGCUAAUCUAAAGAGAGGUCCGACUCAGGCCUGGAAUCAAAAUCGACCACUUCCGCCGAAUCCCGCGAGUCAGCAACCUACGUGGGAGUUCGAGUCGCGCUCGCAGACUAACAUGAAUCAGUUUCGAUCGUUGGUGCGGAACAAGGCGCCUAACAUUCGCAUUCAGGAUCAAAUGCAAGAUCAAGUCAGAACUUUGGAUAGGAAUUUCUCGCGUAGCCAGUUCAACGGUACCACACCGCAGAACAACACGGUGCCGAACAUGUACGGCACAUACAAUCGAGCGCAGGGAAGGCAAGAGAAGCCGACAGUGGCUACGCUGAGUCAGGUACAGGGUAGUGAUCCUAAUUUGUAUGCCGUUACGGAACUCUAAUCGUGAAAGAGAAAAAGAAGGUGCGAAAUCGUGAGUAUUUGCAAAGUAGAGGCAUCGUCGACAAAGAGAGUUUUAUCUUUUAAAAUUCAGAACAUGCGAUUUCGGAGUUCCUAUAAAACAAGAGAGAAAAAUAAAACGGCAAACUGAUUUCAGAGACCUGCGAUAAAAGUGAGAGAAAUCAGGGGAGAGGGGGUAAAAAAGAUUUUUAGAGAACCUAGGAACUUGUGUGAGACAUACUUUAUAUCCAAGAUUUUGUACUUGUAUAUCAUGUACAGUGAUUGUGGUACGUCCUUCUAUGUUAUUCUCCCUCUUUGUUAUCGCGUUCUUGAUUAGACCGCGCGCGAAGUAUCCAAGGACUGGCCGGAAUGCAUACUUAAAUGUAUGCAAUUAUAUUGUUUGUUGGUCGACUUGAAAGCUGCAUGAACGAACAUGCACGAAAGAAACCUUCACACAAAGUUUUACAUUGAUAUCGUUUACAGAGAUACUGCUCGCUUGUUCAUUCUAAAUUAGCCGUUAAUUUCGCGUGUGACGUUUAACCGAGGAGUUAUAUAUCGCGACUUGGAGAUACCAAAAGAUGAUGAAGGAACUAUUGAAAUAUACGGUUUUUAUAUACUUUUUACAUUUUAACCGAACGAAUCUAUGUUGAAUUUUCCGUGAGAGAUAUUUAAUAUACUUUAUAUGUGUGUGAAAACGUAUACAUAUACAUCUAGUUACCGCACGAAUGUCUGGUGAUUUUUACGAGACUCUUUGGCAGAAUUCGAUUGAUUAUAAGUCACGCUCGAUACUGCCAAUGCUCAGGCGAAUAUACUUUUUAAGUACAAAGACAGUGGUAGCACAGGCGUUAUGAGUUUUCAGUUUUUAUGCGCAAACAAGAAAAAAAGUUGAAAGGGAAAUGAAUAUCCAACAACGACAAAAUAUUUGGAAAUAUACUUCCACAGGCGGUAUUAGUUAAAAAUACUCUUUUUAAAAAUAGUAAGGAAAAAUUAAUCUGUCGCAAAAAAAAAAACUAAAUCUUACUGUACUUUGUAAGGGUCGAUAUUUUGAAUUUUCUGCGGAGUGCAGUCUUCCUGAGACCUUCUGUAACAUCAGAGAUAUACCGAAUAUAUUUG